ACCCUGCACGCGCUCCCGCCGAGCGGGAGAACCCGGGCAGCGUGGGGCAGCGGGCGGGGGUGAGAGGCGGAAUGGGCGCAACGGGAGGAAGCAGGACACCCCCAUCGGCUGCAUUCCCGCCUCUGCUGCCCCGCUUCUCCGCCCAGUCAUCACUCACCGACGCCCCUUGGGCCUCAAGGUUUCCAGAGGUUGAUUCUGGCUCCCUUGAGCCUGGAGUGAGACUUAGAAGGGGCCGGUUCCCCAAGUGAACCUGGACUGUUUCCCACCCCCAGACUUCAUUGUCCCAGCGCGGGAGGGGGCGCUUCCCCCAAGGACUUCCUCGGACUGUCACUGUCUGGAAGGAACAUUUUCCCCCGGGGCAGGUGUCCUGCUUUGAGGUAGCUCAUCGAGGCUCAGGCUCAGCCUCACAACAGCCGGGUGACUUUGGGCAGUCCCCCACUUUCCUGUGUCUUCGUGUCCCCAUUGGUAAAACUGCACAGCAGUCAUCUAGGGUGAGGCCUGCAGCCACUCUGUUUAAUAGUGCACCCCUCGGACUCCCUCUCCUCCCGCGCACCUUGUCUGUUGGUUGUCUGUUACUCCUGUGACAGACCUCAGUGCCAGGCAUGCAGGGGACUUGGCGGAAUGCAUUGCAGUGUUCUCAGCCUAGAGCCUGUGGUUGCAGGCUCCAGGGCCUCAGCUAUGGCCCUCCGGUUCCUGCUCUUCCUUUUUGUUCUGCUACUCUCUGGGACAGGAGUCACGGGCACCUUGAGGAGCUCCCCGGACCCAAGCCUGGAGAUCUACAAGAAGAUGUUUGAGGUGAAGCGGCGGGAGCAGCUCUUGGCACUGAAAAACCUGGCACAGCUGAACGAUGUCCACCAGCAGUACAAGAUCCUUGAUGUCAUGCUCAAGGGGCUCUUUAAGGUGCUGGAGGACUCCCGGACAGUGCUCACUGCUGCAGAUGUGCUCCCAGAGGGGCCCUUCCCCCAGGAUGAGAAACUGAAAGAUGCUUUCUCCCAGGUGGUGGAGAACACGGCCUUCUUCGGUGACGUGGUGCUGCGCUUCCCGAGGAUCGUGCACCACUACUUUGACCACAACUCCAACUGGAACCUCCUUAUCCGCUGGGGCCUCAGUUUUUGCAACCAGUCUGGAGUCUUUGACCAGGGACCCUACGCGCCCAUCCUCAGCCUGAUGGCCCAAGAGCUGGGGAUCAGCGAGAAAGACUCCGACUUCCAGAACCCCUUUAAAGUAGACCACGCCGAGUUCAUUUCCAGCACUGACCCUUUCCAGAAGGCCCUGAGGGAAGAAGAGAAACGCAGGAAGAAAGAGGAGAGGCGGAAAGAGAUCCGGAAAGGCCCGCGCAUCUCGAGAUCCCAGUCUGAGUUAUAGCCCUGGAGCAGCCCGGGGUCGCAGGGCCAGGAGGCAGCAGGGCCUGGGUGCCGCCAGGGCCUGGAGCCGGCCCGCAAGAGGCCGAGAUUGCUUGGCCCCUGGAGCCAACGCGGCCCCAGCUGAAGGGCCUGAGCCUCAGAGGGCUGGAUUUCCCAGGGGCUCCUGGGGCGGGGACCGUUCCAGGGACCCUGCGAGGACGCCGUGCUGCAGCUCCGCUGGGGAGGCGGGAGAGGUUCCAGGCUGGACCCUCCCGGGGGAUGAAGACCUCUGGCCAGCUGGCUGCUGCCCUUCUUGGGGAGCCAGCAGAGCCAGACUGCAGUGUGGAGCUGCCACAUCUGCUCUGGGCCUGCCAGGUCGCGACCGCCAGGCCCAGGUCCUGGCCCCAGCUGCCAGGCCCCUGCAGAGGCACAAUAAAGGCCAGCAAACUGCCUGGGCCCACUGAGACUGGUUUGGGUCCCAGGGAGCCACGAGCCCCUUCAGGAGCCUGGGGGGUGCACCAGGGACCCUGAGAGUUGUAGAGACCAAGAGGGUCUUCCUGCCCCUCAGGAGGAGCCCCAGACCCUGGUGGGGCAGCAAAGCGGCCGCUGUUUUAGGCUCUUCACUGCCUAGCACGGUCCUUGACGAAGGGUCAGUGUUGGGAAGGCGUGGGGGCGUCCCAGGAGGCGUUUAGCCCAAGAUGAUCUUGGAGCAACAUGAUCUCUGUCCUCGACACCUGGGACCGUCCCUGAGCACGCUUGGGAAGUGCCCGUCUGUUUUCUCUGGCAACCCCGGGAGACGGCCUGUGGCUGGGACAGUCUGCGGCUCCGCAGGAAGCCAUGCGUGGCCUGGCAGGGCUGCUGGAGCCGGUCCCCAGCUGAGACCCGUGAGCAGAGACCCGUGGCCACCGCUGGCUGCUGCAGAGGCCACCCUGGUGGGCAACUACUCUGGGGGCAGUGCUUGCUCUCGAGCUCGCUGAGCAGGAGCUGCCUCUCAGCAGGGCAGGGACAUGCUCAUCCCCAGAACCCCCAGCCCCACCACUGACAGGGAAGUGGAGUCUCUUCUCGGCCCCGCAGACUUGCCCCCCACUUCCCUGUGCUGUGGCUUCGUGCGGUGCACCUGAGCCCCCCGCCCAGCCCUCAGCUCCGUUCUGAGGCCGGGCCGCUGCUUGGGGACAGGUGCCUGUCUCCCACGGUUCUUCCUUGUCCCUGCAUCUGCUGAGCGCCCACGUGUGCACAGCCGGAGGGGCCGCUCUUACCCGUCUUCACCUCUGUCCAUCGGGUACCCCCGUGCUGACUCGUCCAUCUCCACUUCCAGCCUCUCCAUCCUGGUUGAUCCCUUUCCCUCUGCCCUCAAUGGGCCCAGUUUCCUUCGGGGUACCUCCCCUGCCCUUUGCUGCCCGUGUUGGCUGUUGUGCUCGCUUCCUGCGGGAGUGCCACCUCCAGGCUUACUGCCCAGCCGGCCCACUCCCUCCUGCCCAGAGCUGGAAGGGGCAAGGGCACGGGUUUGUCCCGCCUCCUUGCAGCUGGGGCUGGGGCUGUGCCGAAGCACCACAAGCCGGAAGCCCAGCCUGGGGCACUGUGCACUCAGAACCCGAUUCAGGGACCAGGACAGCCAUGUCGGGGGCGGGGGGCUUCCAGUGUCCAGACCCGUGCUGGGGUGCAUGGUGGCCACAGUGGUGGUUUCAGUGUGGUCUGGGCAGUGCUCCUGUCUGGUGAGCCCGGGGGCUCUCCAGCACCCUCUGGCAGGCUUCCUGGCAGAGCGCUGUUUACACUUGGGGCAGACGAGUCUGUCAGGAUGUGAGGGGGUCCAUCCUGUCCCUGCAGGGUGUUCGGUGGCAUUCUGGGCCUCUGCCCCCAGGUGCCCGUGGCAGUCUUCCAGUAGGACAACUAAAAAUGUCUCCUCAUUGCCAGAUGUCCCCUGGGGACAUGAUGCCCAGAGAUGAUGUCGCUGACUUCUGGAGAUGUCCCUUCCCGACUCUGGGGCUUGGCACCAUGUUGUCCUGGUUCUUGGCCCCUGAGUCUGCGCUUUCUCUUCCCGAGUGUUCUGUCCUCACCUGCCCCUUAAACAGGGUUCUCUCAGCUUAGUCUCUUUUUUUUUUUUUAAUUUAUUUAUUUUUAUACAAGAGCUGGGGUAUAGGCCAGAGGUGUGGGAGGGUGAGAGGACUCACCAGAGCCAGAAUGGGGAACAGAACAGGCAGACUGACUGAAAUACACUGCUGAGGGGAGCAGCGGGCAUGACAGGAGAGGUCUGCCGCGCCAUAUGGCAAUCUCCCUGGCCGUCCAGGAAUCGAACCUGUGCUGCAGAGGCUGCGGACAGCUUCACAGCGCUGCGCUUGACCCGCUGUGCCACUUGCAGGCCCUCCUCUCUUCUUUUCUUAUUGGCAGUUACAUCCCCAAAGCUAUUGGUACUUGCCCUGAUGCCACCUGACAACCCUCUGUCCUUAUGUUUCCCACUGCUGACUCCACCUCUUUGUCAAACAGUGGGGUCCGUGCUUUUGCUUAAUCCUAGAGGAAGUGACAGCAGAACUGAGUCCUGCAAGAGUAAGGAGGGAGGACAGUCCCUGUGAGCGGAGGCCCAAAAGGGAGGGCUCGGAGGUCUUACAUGUGGAGACCUGCCGGCUUCUGGUGUGACAGUGGGGGCGCCCCAUAUGCGGCGGCCUUCUGAGCAUCGUGGCCAUCUCGUCCAGUCUCUCCCUUUGCAGGUGAAGACCCCAGGACCCGAGGAGUAAUUUGUCUAAGGCUGUUCCACCCGAUCCUGGCGAGGGCACACUGGCAGGAAGAGGUGCUCAGUUAGGUGGCACCCAGGGCAGAGGGCUGAGGUCUGUUCUGCUAGGUUUGGGUCUAGUGCUGCCAUCUUUCUCCUGCCAUUUCUACCACCAUGCCUGCACGCGUGCCCCUCGCCACUGCUCUAGUUGCUGUGACCUCCGGGCAGGCCCAACUGGGAACUCUGCCCAUUUAUUGGACCUGGUGCUCUGAUAGCCCUGGGCAAGGCUCAGGGAUAGGAGGGCACUGACCAGAGUGAGUCACGGUAGGCCAGCAAAGUCUCCUGCCAGUGUGGGGAGCCCCACAAGGGCCACUGAGAGGCACCGUGGGAGGUGGCACGGUCCAGGCCGGGCAGCAGGCUUAGUUCUCUGUUGGGGGGAGGGAGGGGCUGGUGCCACCCAAACCAAGCCAUCCCCGAGCACACACUUGUCUCCCUCCCACCCCCACCCAAAUUAGGUGCUUUAUUUGUUACCCAUGUUCCUUACAAAACGUGCUUUAAACAGUACAGAAAUACCAAGAAGGAAGCAAAAUUCACCCUAAACCAAACCACGCCCCUAGACGGUGAUGGAGCAAGGCUGCUGGACAUCCGUCCUUUCUGCCUUUUACGUGAGAAGCACAUCCUCUGUUUCCAGGUGCAGUAGCGGCGGUGCUGGGCCCUCAGCAUGUAUGUGCCAGGCCUGGUGCCAGCUACUCUGCCUCAGGGCCUUUGUGCAUGUCACUGGUUUCCCGCUGGCUGUGCCAGACACGGUUCUCACACGUCUCGGCUUCAGCGCCAGUGCCGCCAUCCUUUCUGACGCCCCGUCGGAGCCUCACGGCCGUUAUUCCCCUUGACGACUUGGGUCAUCGUGUGGUUCCUGUUUGAUGUUGCUUUUCCUGCCGGGCGGGAAGCGCUCGGAGGGCAGGAGCCCUUCGCCAGCGAUGCUCAAUAAAGGUCGUCAAAUGAACGUGUCAGUCACCGUCGAGUCCUCACGACCAGGCGGCCCCUGGUUCCCCGCGGUGCAGACGACAGAACCGGCCCAGAACAGCCUCUGCCCCGC
Molecule: messenger RNA, 5143 nt
Organism: Talpa occidentalis (Iberian mole)
Lineage: Eukaryota; Metazoa; Chordata; Mammalia; Eulipotyphla; Talpidae
Gene: CCDC134
Product: coiled-coil domain containing 134
Exons: 7
Coding region: 622-1365 (247 amino acids)
Source: RefSeq, a predicted model, not a curated record